Funneliformis caledonium is the source of this 2910-nucleotide messenger RNA. NCBI's taxonomy places the organism in Eukaryota, Fungi, Glomeromycota, Glomeromycetes, Glomerales, Glomeraceae. The record is from the annotation of a GenBank genome assembly.
AUGUAUUGGGCUAGUGGAAUCGCGAAAGUUUUGAUUGCUAUUCCUCCGGAUUAUAGCGAGUUCAAUUCACUUCAAGAAUUCGAAGAACAGUCACGCUCAGGAGAAUCCAUAGAUCCCGGAAACACGGAUUCUUUGCAUACGAUUAUAAAGCUAAAACGUAAUAAAAUCGGCAAUUUAUUUGUCACCUUAACAAAAAAUUCUGUACAAUUAUGGAGCGUUAGGGUAUCUCGAACCGUGAAAUCUGUCGAAGAGUACGGUGAUAAUUGCGAUGUUUUUUGGAAACCUGAUGGUUCUCUUAUUAUGGUUCAAACAACUCAAAAUUGUUUAUUCACUUAUUUGGUACUCGCUUUUGAUGAUAAGAGUUAUAAAUAUCAAUUUGGUCAAGUAUCUCAUCAUUAUGUUACGGGAGCCGGGGAGGGUAAUGGGAUAAGAACAUUUUUAUUAAAGUUCCGAAUGACAAUUAGAAUUGAUGCUGGGAUGGAGGCAGGGAUUGGAAUAGAAGAAUUUUUAAUUGUUACAACUAAAACUCCUCCUGCCAUUCAAUGUAUACCUUGGCAAGGUGAGCCAAGUGGGACAAAGACAAAUAUAUUGGCUCGCUUGGAAUUUUUGGAAAAUAAAAAAGCUUAUGCAGUACAAUUUAAUGAACAUCGUCCUUCGGUUGAAAAUAAUCCUAAAGCUCCGCCACUUUUUUGGACGGGGUUCUGCUUUCAUCCAAGUGAUUCAAGUGGUGACCUUGAACCUGCCAAGGAUGUCCGAGCAACUUGUAUAGCUAUCAAUGCUAAAUUUUCUUUGUUGGCUGUGGGGACCGAAAAUGGAAUGGUUUAUGUAUAUUUUGCAAAGAAUUAUAGCGGAAGUAUUAAUCUCUCACAUAAAUUGUCAAUACGGGACCACAUAGAGUCAACGUUAAAUAUCCUUUUAUUUUCGACUAAGAUAUGUUGUAAUAUCUUUCAUCGACCUGUUACAACGCUUGCGUGGACUUCUGAUGGCCACGCAAUUGCGGUUGGAUGGAAACAUGAAGGAUUAGCCGUUUGGAGCGUUUAUGGUAGAUUAUUGAUGACAACUGUUAAGGAUGAUUGGUCUAUAUCAAAACCAAUUACCCAAGAUUCCUUUUUGUAUGGCGUUAAUGAUCUUUUUUGGAGUUCAGGAAAUUGUGAACUUUUCCUCUUACAUACCGCAAAAGAUGAAAAAGAAGGUCAAUUGUAUACGCUUCCAUUUGCUAAAUCUGCCGUUACUACGAUUCACAGCCCAGAUAACGCAAAAAGAGGAUUUUUGCAUAUGGACGAUCGUUUGUUGCUUUAUCGAGGAGGAGAUCAAGAAGACCUUAGUGCGAUUAAUCCUGAUACUAUAGUUUGGCAGCAUAUUCCUAUACCAAUUAUGUAUAUCAGUGACAAUUGGCCAAUAAAGUAUGCAUCGAUAAGUAGUGAUGGUAGAUAUAUCGCGAUCGCUGGGCGACGUGGUUUAGCGCAUUAUAAUGUUUCGUCAGGUCGAUGGAAACUUUUUGGCAAUCAGCAACAGGAACAAGAAUUCACUGUUCGUGGUGGAUUAUUGUGGUUUAUGCAAAUUUUAGUUGCAGCAUGUGAGAAUGUUCGAACUCGUACAUUCGAGAUACGAAUGUAUUCUCGUGAAACAAAUUUAGAUAAUAUUCACAUGGUGCAAAGUAUUGUUAUACCAAGCACAAUAUUAUAUUUAAGUAUAAUGGAUAAUGCUUUAUUGGUGUAUUGUGGAGAUAAUAUGAUGUAUCAUUAUCUUGUAUCGACAGAUGAGGAUUCGGUUUUACUCGAAUUAUGUCAACAAAUUUCAUUUGUUGGUGUUAUCCACGCUCCAGCCAGAGUUAGAUCUAUAUCAUGGUUCCAGCCGAAACUACAUAGACCCUUCACUCCUGAAACCAUUCAGUCAGCUUCUAUUAUCUUUUUAAUUGAUGGCAAACUUGUGCUGCUACAUCCAAAAAAGAGUGAUGAAGGUGAAGUACAAUAUGAUUUACACAUUCUCGCCGAUAAGAUAGAAUUUUAUUGGAUGUCUACUCGUGGAAUUGGAAGUUUAAAGAAUUCUUUAUGGGCAUGUGAUGGACAAGGAGUGAAAAUAUGGAUGAAUAUUUGGUCUAACGAAGAAAGUGCGAGAGAUUGGCAGAAUGAUGUUUUAUUAUCUGCCACUAAGGAGUGUUUACGUAUUUCACUUGAAUUUUAUCCUUUAUCCGUUUUGCUUGAUAAAGGUAUUAUCGUAGGCGUUCAACAACAAACAUCUAUUAGACAAUCUUUAGAAUUUCCAGUAUUUAAAUUAAUGACAAACACACAUUUGUUCUUACAACAUAUAUUACGGUAUAUGUUGUCCAAAGAACUUGAAGAAGAAUCCGUUGCAUUUGCAACAAGUUAUCAAAAAUUAGUUUACUUUGGACAUGCAGUUGAAAUGUUACUACAUCUUGUAUUGGAAGAUGAAGCAGAGCAUGCCAUUGGGACUGCUCAAGCCGUUCUACCAAGAGUGGUAAAAUUUUUAAAUAAUUUUCCACAUUCACUUGAUGCUAUUGUUGGAUGUGCACGUAAAACCGAAGUAGCAUUGUGGAGUUAUUUAUUCUCUAUUGUUGGAAGUCCAAAAGAUUUAUUUGAGAGAUGUCUUUCUACUGGAUUACUUAAAACGGCUACAUCAUAUUUAUUGGUUCUUCAUACGUUAGAACCAGCUGAUAGUAGUAAAGAUACCAUUAGAUUAUUAUCUAAGGCGAUGGAGACGGAAGAUUACGAGUUAUGUAAAGAACUUGUGAGAUUUUUAAAUUCAAUAGAUGGGUCUGGAAAGACAUUAAAAGAAGCAAUAUUAUCUAUUCAACAAAAUAUAAAUGAAAAUUUGGAAUCACCUACAUCGUCAUAUCAUAAUAUUAAUAAUGCAAAUGGUAAUGUUGAUAAUAUGGUUUUUGAAACAUAA